Messenger RNA from Penicillium soppii, 1503 nucleotides. RefSeq lists its product as uncharacterized. The transcript is spliced from 2 exons. Bases 1 to 1503 code for a protein of 500 amino acids. Lineage: Eukaryota; Fungi; Ascomycota; Eurotiomycetes; Eurotiales; Aspergillaceae. The record is from RefSeq and is a predicted model, not a curated record.
AUGAGUGGGUUACGCGAUGUUAUGAAAGGUGGCUGGCAUCCCAAGGGCAAGGAUGGUAAAAAGGAAAGCUGGCGCGGUGAUUUCAAAGGAAUCGAUCAAGUGGCUGGAUGGAUGGGGAAAGGCCCCAGGGACUCUGACAAAGACGACAAAUCUGAGCAUGUCUCCCAACCAAUCUCCUCCCUAAAAGACCCUUCUUCUUUCGGUCCCCCUCCCAAGCAUAUCAAUUACCACGGAGCAGCUGCGGUGCCAAAUCAGACAACCCCCGACCGGCGGGGCCUAGGAGCCCCGUUGUCCCAGGAUCAGAUCGAGACCCAGGAGGUGCAUCGCCAGCAAGCGGCUGCCGAGGAAGAAGAAGAAUCCCAGAGACCUCCUCCGCCUCCGGUCCCCUAUCGCGUGGACACGACCGGUCUAUCUACAGACAACCUCCCUCCGCCACCCCGCCGGAUAAACUCUGCGAGUCCCGCUUCAACGAGCUCAGUCUCAAAACCUCAGCCGCCAAAACCUCCACCUCGACUUCCAGCCCGCAGUGGCUCUCCCAGCUCCGACCCGCCCCCCGCUUACUCCGCACCAGUGGUCUCCCAUGAUUAUAUCAAUCAAGACGCCUCGUCCCGCCUCGCAAACGCUGGCGUUUCGGUCCCCGGAUUUGGGAUUGGGGGAAAGGGUCGCCAAUCGCCUGCAAACGCGCCCGUAAAUGAGUUGCAGUCUCGAUUCUCGCAGAUGAGCACUGGCUCAAGGUCUCCCUCGGCACCUGCCCCACCCGCCCGGUCCUCGACCACAGACUCGCUACAAAACUUCCGUGAGCGUCAUGGGGACAAGAUUGAUGCUGGAAAGCAGAAGUACAGUGAUUUCCGUGAACGCCACGCGGAUACGAUUGAUUCUGGUAAACAGAAGGCUGGAGAUUUCCGCGAGCGCCAUGCCGACACAAUCGACUCGGGAAAACAGAAGUACGGUGACUUCCGUGAACGCCACGCAGACACCAUCGACUCCGGCAAACAGAAGUAUAGCGAUUUCCGCGAGCGUCAUGCAGAUUCUAUCGAUGCAGGCAAGAACAAGCUAAACGGCUACAAGUCUCGUCUCACGGGCUCCCCAGCGCCUACCCCGCCGGCCCGGCCCGCGUCCAGCACAUCAAGCAUGAAUCUAGAACCAGCAGAGCCCGCCCGUGGCUCUUCCUCGGUCCAAGACUUCCGCGAGCGUCAUGCAGACAAGAUCGAAAUGGGCAAAGAGAAAUGGGGCGGCGUCACAUCGCGCUUCAACACCUUUGUGGAAGAUCGCAAGUUCUCCAACGACGCCAACAAGCGGAUUCCACGUCCACCUGCUCGCCCUAGUUCCAUCGCGCAACCUAGUGCUCCUGCGUCGCCUGCUGAAGAUCUCCAGAGUCAAGCACAGCGCAAGAAAGCCCCUCCCCCACCUCCGCCCAAGCGAGCGGAGUUUCGUGCGCCCGCUGUGGAUGCGCCCUCAUCCCCUGCGCCUCCGCCGAUUCCCCACGAUACCAGGCCCCGCUGA